Messenger RNA from Uranotaenia lowii, 1742 nucleotides. Its product is annotated as inactive hydroxysteroid dehydrogenase-like protein 1. Lineage: Eukaryota; Metazoa; Arthropoda; Insecta; Diptera; Culicidae. The transcript is spliced from 6 exons. The record is from RefSeq and is a predicted model, not a curated record. Gene Ontology annotation, molecular function: oxidoreductase activity. Bases 355 to 1338 code for a protein of 327 amino acids.
CUCCAAGAGGGGAACAUUUCCAACUUACUUCUCUCAGCUCAACUCAGCAGCAGCAGUGCAGUGGCGAGCGUCGUCGGGUAAACAUCGCUUUUUCGUGGUGCAACGUGGUUGUUUGUUGUUCGGUCGAGCGCGUGCCGGCUAGUGAAAUCAACAAUCCCAACACCCCGCUAGGUAUUGUGGUCGGUGUGGUCAGCUGACAUUGACUGACGCUCUAGGUUCGGAAGUAAUUACCAAAGAGAAGCCUCAUCUCUGGACGCUAACGGUAGUGUCUCGAAGUUUUUUUUUGGCUCAGUGAGUCCGGGUUUUUUUUUUCGAUUAGGAGCCAAGAAGAAGUGUUAAUCUCGUCCGGAUACCAUGUGGCUUUCGGGGGCAACCCUCGGGUUGCUGCUGGUGGGUUUGGUAACAGUGCUACUCUGGCUGUACGACAACCUGAAAUCUCUGGUGCAGAUUGUGACGUCAGUGCUGGCUCCUUACUUUGUGCCAGCAGAAAAUAAACCUCUUGCCGAACGUUUCGGUAAAUGGGCAGUGAUUACCGGCAGUACCGAUGGCAUCGGCAAGCAAUACGCCUUCCAGUUGGCCGCCCGGGGUCUCAACAUAGUGCUCAUCUCACGGACCGCUGAGAAACUGAUGGCCGUGGCGGCGGAAAUCGAACAGCGGCACCAGGUGAAGACCAAGUGGAUUGCGGCUGACUUUGGCCAGGGUCGACCCGUCUUCGAGAAGAUACGGCAGGAGCUGGCCGGUGUCCCGGUGGGAAUUCUAGUCAACAACGUCGGCACCAAUGUGGACUUUCCGGACGAUCUGGACCAGGUGUCGGAGGAGAAGCUGUGGGACAUUAUCAACAUCAACAUCGGUGCGGCCACCAUGUUGACCCGAAUGGUGCUACCGGAGAUGAAGCAAAGGCGGCAGGGCGCAAUCGUCAACAUUUCCUCCGGCAGCGAACUGCAACCUUUGCCGUACAUGACGGUUUAUGCCGCCUCGAAGGCCUACAUCCACAACUUCACACUGGCAAUGCAGUACGAGCUGGAGCCGUUUGGCAUAACGUGCCAACUGGUUAGUCCACUAUUCGUCACCACCAAGAUGAACAACUUCUCCACCACGGUGAUGGAGGGCGGUCUUUUCAUCCCUGAUGCCGAGUCUUACGCCAAAUCUGCGGUGUUCACCCUGGGCAAGUCGAAGCAGACUACCGGCUACUGGACUCACGGAAUUCAGUACUGUUUCAUGCAGCUGGCCCCGGAGUGGGUCCGGAUUAUCAUCGGAGGCAUCAUGAACAAGCGGUUCCGGAAGGAGUAUUACCAUAGUCAACGGCAGGUUCAAUCUUCCACCGCUAAGGUGGAAUAAAGCUUCUUGUAGGGAAAGAAAUUAAAAGUUUAAUUAAUUGGAACCUUCACAGCAAACGAUUUCGGGUUAUAAAAACGUAACAAUAAUUUGACCAAAAGCAUGUAACAGACUUGCUACAUAACAUCACAUCAGUAUAUUUUCGGUUACCCUCAUUUGAGCAGUUUUUGAUCGAACGUUAACCCCUUAUUUUUUGCUGUGUAAUACAACUGUUCAGUUCGUACUAAUGUUCAAUUCCAUGUUCAUUGAACUGGAAUGAUGUCAUGUGUCCGAUGCAUUUCAAAUACCAGUUAUAGCAGAUUAGUAUAAGUCAAUGCGAUUUUCCUGUGUAUUCAGGGGAAAAUAUUUUUAAUCACACUUAGAUAUACUCGGGUUAGCGAGAUUAUAAUAAAUUAGUUAAUGAGAAA